GAACAGUUAAACGACUUGCAGCUCGAGCAAAGACCUAUGCCACCAGAUCCAAAGGAAAACCAAGUGCUUAUACGCAUGGGCAGUGUUGGGAUAUGCGGCUCAGAUGUACAUUAUCUGGUGCAUGGUCAAAUAGGCGACUUUGUGGUUAAGGGUCCCAUGGUACUUGGCCAUGAAUCAUCGGGCACAGUUGAAAAACUUGGGCCUUGUGUGAAAGACUUGAAAGAGGGUGACCGCGUAGCCCUUGAACCUGGCACACCGUGCAGAAUGUGUUCUUAUUGCAAAGAAGGUCGCUACCACCUCUGCCCUGACGUUAUUUUCUGUGCAACUCCGCCGGUUGACGGAACCAUGUGCCGUUACUACGUGCACACAGCAGAUUUCUGCCACAAGUUGCCAGACAGUCUGACCCUGGAGGAUGGAGCGCUGCUGGAACCGCUAUCUGUGGCCGUACACGCUUGCCGGAGAGCUAAUCUGUCCUGUGGCACCAGAGUCUUAAUUGUAGGAGCAGGACCCAUUGGCCUGGCUACCAUUUGUGCAGCCAGAGCGUACGGAGCGGUCAGGAUUGUUAUCACAGAUCUGAAUACACAUCGGCUAGAGAUUGCCAAGAAACUGGGGGUGGAUGCAACUGUCAGAGUCUGUGAAGGCAUGGAAGAGACACAAAUAGCGGCCGAGGUGCAGUGUCAGCUAGGGGGACCCGCCCAUGUUACCAUCGAGUGUUGUGGCACCGAAUCUUCGAUCAAGCAGGGCUUACUGGCUACGCGCUAUGGAGGCACCUUCGUUCUUGUGGGUGUGGGCACUGACAACGCACGCUUGCCUCUCACUCCCAUAUUCCAUGAAGUGAGAUUUAUUGGAUCUUUCCGUUACUCCAAUGCGUGUCCUAGAGAUUUGUGCUCUUUUGGUCAACCCUGGCCCACUAACUUCAUUACUUCCCAGAUGACUGGGUUAUCUGAAGACCAGGAGGCACUGACUGCUGAAUUCAAUGAGAACCUGGCCACCACCUCUGUUGCUAUGGGGUCAGUACGAAAACAGACUGCCCCUGCUGAGUCGAACUACAGGUCUUGUCCAUGA
Schistocerca serialis cubense is the source of this 1065-nucleotide messenger RNA. Its product is annotated as sorbitol dehydrogenase-like. The transcript has 8 exons. The annotation marks the transcript as partial. Gene Ontology annotation, molecular function: zinc ion binding; L-iditol 2-dehydrogenase (NAD+) activity. Gene Ontology annotation, biological process: D-sorbitol catabolic process. Lineage: Eukaryota; Metazoa; Arthropoda; Insecta; Orthoptera; Acrididae. The record is from RefSeq and is a predicted model, not a curated record.